This is a messenger RNA of Cinara cedri, 318 nucleotides long. The record is from the annotation of a GenBank genome assembly. NCBI's taxonomy places the organism in Eukaryota, Metazoa, Arthropoda, Insecta, Hemiptera, Aphididae.
AUGUCGGUUUUAGUUUUGUUUGUGAUCGCGACCGUCGUGGGCCGCCGAUCCGUACAUUAUAAACAAAUCACAGAACGAACGAAAACCGUCUCGGGGGCGAUAUUUGCGACCGCCGUGACGAACGGCUACGACGUCGCCGACGCCACUUUGGGAAACGGACACCGCGCGCCGGCACCGGCCGACGGAUUUCGAAGUCGGCGGACGGACGGCGACUUUGUUCCGCCGGACAGGGCGAGGGAUUCCGCGGAACCUCACCCGCCGACCGGCACCGCGAAUAUCAGCGCGCGCCGCAGUCGGUCGGCCGCGACGUUGUUGUAA